Molecule: messenger RNA, 846 nt
Organism: Tribolium madens (black flour beetle)
Lineage: Eukaryota; Metazoa; Arthropoda; Insecta; Coleoptera; Tenebrionidae
Product: ankyrin repeat domain-containing protein 54-like
Exons: 2
Coding region: 97-792 (231 amino acids)
Molecular function (GO): protein binding
Source: RefSeq, a predicted model, not a curated record
GUGACAAGUAGGGGCUGCGCAGUAGAGUGCAAUAAAUAAAUAAACAUUGCGUAGGUUGAAGUUUCGCAAUUUUAAUGUCAGGUUCUCUGCCAAAAAAUGUCUCACAGCGAUAGUGAAGUGAACCGGACUAAGGGGGAGUUCAAAAAAAAGCUUCAUGUGGAAUUAAAAGCGAAAAACCUAAUUAAAAGUCAACAUUAUGCCGCCUUGAAGAACCGAAUAAGGACUCUAAGAAAUGCCCGUCUUCUUUUCGCUGCUGCUAGUAACAACACUGAAAGUAUAGAAAAACAAUUAGCUUUGGGAGCUAGCCCCAACAGUGCAGAUGUGCAUGGAAGAAGCGCCCUUCAUAUAGCUGCCAGUAAGGGGUACACAGACGUCGUGAAGCUUCUGUUAGAAAGGGGCGCUGAUCCUAAUCAAAACGAUAAAUUAUGCAACACUCCGCUUCAUCUCGCAGCUUGCACACACAAUCUUUCUAUAAUUUCAUUAUUAUUAAAGGCGGGAGCAGACGUAAGAAAAUUGGACUUGUAUGGGAAAAAUCCUCUACAGCUUGCUGAAAGUAAAUUGCAUAUUUUGCAACGCAGUUGGAGGGAAGGAUCAAUUGAAAUGAUCCAAGUCAGAGCAGAAUUGCAACUGAUUGUGGAUAUACUUAUAAGUGUGUAUAAACAGCAGACUCCAGAAACAAACGUUGACAACCUUCAACUGAUGAAACUUUCUUUAAAUUCUGAAGCGCCAGAGACUGUAGAUGACCAAAUGUCCAAAUUAUUAACGGAAUUGCAAGGAAUCAAGAUUUCAUAAUCUCAGUUUAUUUAUUUAAAUAUUGCUAUACAAUAUUAUAAUCACAGAAAUAAG